Rubroshorea leprosula is the source of this 1413-nucleotide messenger RNA. NCBI's taxonomy places the organism in Eukaryota, Viridiplantae, Streptophyta, Magnoliopsida, Malvales, Dipterocarpaceae. The record is from the annotation of a GenBank genome assembly.
AUUGAGAAGAUUAGGGGGGAAAGUGUUGGAGACAAACAAUUAUCAAAGCUUCUGCCUUUGCCAUCAUGAGAGAACAGAGUAUAUAACUUUCAACGAUAUGAUUCCAUUGAAACGUACCCAUCAAUCUUUACCCGCUGUUUCUUUUUUAGGGGGCGGAAAGGGGUUUGGUUUUCUUGUGUGCAAGGCUAUGCGUAGGCUUUAGAGAAAGGGAUAGCAGCGGUUUGGGUAGGAGUUAGAGAAUGACCAAGGAAGACGAUUUUGACCCCCCAGAAAACAGGGGGUGGUCAAGGUCACCGGGGCCGGAGAAAUGGGCGGUUAGCUUCCGCCGGGAUCUGUUGGCCGGAGCGGUGAUGGGCGGUGUGGUGCACACGAUCGUGGCCCCAAUUGAGAGGACCAAGUUAUUGCUGCAGACCCAAGAGAGCAAUCUCGCCAUUGUGGGAGGUGGGCAUCGGAGAUUCAAGGGUAUGCUGGAUUGCAUCGUCCGUACGGCCAGAGAGGAAGGCUUUCGUUCCCUAUGGAGAGGCAAUGGCAGCAGCGUCCUCAGAUAUUACCCCGCUGUUGCUCUUAAUUUCUCCCUCAAGGAUCUUUACAGAAACAUAUUAAGAAGUGGGAACUCUCAAAAUGGUCGUAUGUUUUCUGGAGCAUCUGCCAACUUUAUAGCUGGAGCUGCUGCUGGUUGUACAUCAUUGAUCUUAAUCUACCCACUGGACAUAGCACACACCCGCCUUGCUGCCGACAUUGGAAGAACGGAGGUUCGUCAAUUCCGAGGUAUCUACCAUUUCCUAACAACCAUACUCAAUAAAGAUGGAAUUCGAGGAAUUUACAGAGGCCUUCCCGCUUCCCUACAAGGAAUGGUAGUUCACCGUGGCCUAUACUUUGGAGGGUUCGACACAAUAAAGGAGAUUUUAUCAAAAGAAUCUAAUUCUGAGCUGGCAUUGUGGAAACGCGGGGUGGUGGCCCAAGCAGUCACAACGUCUGCCGGAUUGUUGUCAUAUCCACUGGAUACAGUUCGGAGGCGGAUGAUGAUGCAAUCCGGUUUGGAACAACCAAUGUAUGUAAGCACACUAGACUGCUGGAAGACGAUUUACAGGACAGAGGGGGUCGCUUCGUUUUAUCGUGGAGCACUAUCAAACAUGUUUAGAAGCACUGGUUCUGCAGCCAUCUUGGUAUUGUAUGACGAGGUCAAGAAGUUCAUGAACUGGGGAGGAUUAUAGCAAACAAUUCAAAUUUUUGUCUAAUACAUUCCUUUCUUUUAACCCACAAGUUAGAGUAGAAUGUGAUUAUUCACGUCAGAAAAAUUGCUUCACACAAAUGAAUAUUGUACCCUCAAUAUGUAGCUUGUCAUAGGGAAGACAUUCACUCGACAAACUCGUGUUAUUGAUUUUUCUUAGCAAAUAAGGGGAGAGGAUUACU